AAUAAGAGCCCGGAUAGCUCAGUCGGUAGAGCAUCAGACUUUUAAUCUGAGGGUCCAGGGUUCAAGUCCCUGUUCGGGCGGUCGUGUUUUAUGUAAACGUGAACGAUUCAAAACAGUCAAUUAUAAAAUGAAAACGGUAGUUAUGUAUGAGUAAGAGCACUUGAAAAUGAAACACGGUUAUAGUAAUUACAAAUAUUUGGCUGUUUAUAGUAGACAUGAUGUAACAGGAAGCCACUGAAGAGCGCUUAAAAGGCAGACACCAGACACCCAGACUGCGUAUGUCUGCAGUCAUGCAACAUUCAUUGGUUAUCAUCCUCUUGGCCCUAGCAGGACCAUGCUUUUCCUUACCUGUACAGAAUUCCUCUUCUUCAUACCUUGAAGCAAGCAGAGGUAAAAGAAGCUACUCAGAUGACAUUGAGGAAAAUGAUAAAACUGCCAUGGACAACAUUAUAGAUGUAAAUGACUAUGAAGGUGUCUAUUCUGUGGACGGUACUAGUCUCAGAGAGGGAGAUAUAGCUGUGUCUGGUAGGAGUCAGAGGAGCUGUUUUGCCAGGAGUUGCCUGUGGAAAAAAUCUGUUGAUGGACAUGUGUACAUUGCCUACACACUUUCUCCUGAGUACAGUGAUGUGGACAUACAGAACAUUAAGAGAGGCAUGGGACAGAUUGAACAUGACACCUGUGUGCGCUUUGUGUCCAGAACACAUCAGAAUGACUACCUGGAUAUUCAGCCCAAAUCAGGAUGCUGGUCAUAUCUGGGCGCACGUGGUGGCAGACAAACGCUUUCACUACAGUCACCAGGGUGCACUAUACCCGGGGUCACCUCACAUGAGUUAAUGCAUGCCCUGGGCUUUGUGCAUGAACAGUCACGGGCCGAUCGCGACAACUAUGUCACCAUCGUGUGGUCCAAUAUAUGGAAAGACAGGAUGAGGAAUUUUGAAAAGUUCAAAACAAACAACUUGGACACCCCCUAUGACUUCGGCUCUAUCAUGCACUUUGGAAUGUAUGCCUACUCUGAAGAUGGUGGUCCUACCAUUUUACCAAAACGGAACCGGAAUGUGAAGAUUGGACAGAGAUCAGGACCCAGUGACUUGGAUAUAAUGAAGAUCAAUAAUAUGUAUAAUUGUGAUAUGGAAUAAAAUCCAUGUAACUAAUAAACCAUCACAAGGCUAAAAUCAUUAAAAUAUGAUAAAACUCAUCUGAAAUCAUUAACAUAUUUAAUUAUGUACCUAAUUAAAAAUGUUAAUUGAUGUCAUGAUAUAUAAUAUUAAGUCAUUUACAUAUAGGUACAUAUAGGCAUUUUAUCAGAUGCUUUUAUUCAAGGUGAAGCCACUUUUAUUGAGGAAAACAAUAUCAUUAUUGUAAUGUUUUACUUAUACUGUUAUUUUUGUUGCUUAUUCUCACACGUAGAUGAUCUCAGCACUUUAUAUAAA
This is a messenger RNA of Paramisgurnus dabryanus, 1430 nucleotides long. The record is from RefSeq and is a predicted model, not a curated record. NCBI's taxonomy places the organism in Eukaryota, Metazoa, Chordata, Actinopteri, Cypriniformes, Cobitidae.